Grosmannia clavigera kw1407 is the source of this 1938-nucleotide messenger RNA. RefSeq names its product aaa family ATPase. NCBI's taxonomy places the organism in Eukaryota, Fungi, Ascomycota, Sordariomycetes, Ophiostomatales, Ophiostomataceae. The record is from RefSeq and is a predicted model, not a curated record. Gene Ontology annotation, biological process: DNA-templated DNA replication; regulation of DNA repair. The transcript has a single exon. Gene Ontology annotation, molecular function: enzyme activator activity; DNA binding; ATP binding. Bases 1 to 1938 code for a protein of 645 amino acids. Gene Ontology annotation, cellular component: nucleus.
AUGUUUCCCUUCCAACCAGGGGCACCGUCCUCGCAGGGACAACCGUCACAGUCCUCGGCACCUGUAUUCCGGUCGCUCGGAUCCGCGUCUGUCGUUGAUUGCCCAAUCUGUGGCAUGCACGUUCGAUCGAUCGAAAUCAACGCACACCUAGACGCCGGAUGCGUAACACAUACCAUUGAGAAGAGCCCUGCAAACACCUUCAGCACAAACCGGGCUACAGCCGGACCAAAACGCCCAACACCGCCACCCAGUUCGCCGGCUUCGUCUUCUCAGAAACGUGCUGCGUCCAGCUUCUUCCAGGCGCCAAUGGCGAAGCGCCAAACUACUGCCGAUGGAGCAGGUGAUAUCAACAGCAAGUCAGGGCCUCAAAUAACUAUUCAACAGCAGCAUGCCUCGUCGAAGGCACAUACCGCAGGGGUCAAGCGCAGUUUCGACGAGGGACCUGGCUAUGGCUCGUCGGUUGACACGGCAAACGGAACGUCGAAUGACACACCAGCGUCGGCACGGGGACAAUCAGAGCUUCCAAAGGCUGCAAACGACGCAUAUAUCAUGGCAGCUCAAGGUCCGGCUGCCAAACGCUCGCGCAUAAACCGGGCGGCACCAUUAGCUGAGCGCAUGCGUCCGCAGGACUUGGACGACGUAUUUGGGCAGGAGCUGGUUGGCCCGAACGGCGUUCUGCGAGCACUUAUUGAGGCAGACCGGGUGCCUUCCAUGAUCUUAUGGGGCGGCUCCGGUACAGGCAAGACUACGAUUGCACGAUGCAUCGCACAGCAAGUAGGCAGCCGCUUUGUCGAGAUGAAUGCAACGAAUAGUGGUGGGAUUUCAGAGUGCAAGAAGCUGUUUCAAGAUGCAUCAAAUGAGCUGGCGCUGACGGGACGCAAGACCAUACUAUUUUGCGACGAAAUUCACCGCUUUACGAAGGCUCAGCAGGACGUAUUUCUGAAACCGGUCGAGGCAGGCACAAUCACGCUGAUUGGGGCUACAACUGAAAAUCCAUCAUUUCGCAUCGUGACUGCUCUCCUUUCACGGUGCCGGACGUUCACUCUAGCUCCACUUGCCACAGAAGAUGUUCGGUGCAUACUAGAGCGUGCCGUUCUUCAGGAGACUGGUAUCCCGGCCAGCGAUAACAACCAGGGGUCACCGAACGAGACUGAUAUUUCUGAAGAGACGAAGAAGUUAACUUUCGCUCUUUCCCCUCUAAUUGACCGUGAGCUGCUGGGCUACUUGGCUGCUUUUGCUGAUGGCGACGCCCGGGCGGCUCUCAAUCUAUUAGAGCUGGCUAUGUCAAUCGCAGCACGUCCUCGGGAAGUUGAUAAAAACACGGGGAAAAUCACGCUGUGUACAAAAGAGGACCUUAAAUCUGCGUUAACCAAGACGUUGGUAUACGAUCGUGCUGGGGACCAGCACUACGAUACCAUUUCUGCCUUCCACAAGUCAGUGCGGGGAUCUGAUCCGGAUGCGACACUCUACUACUUGGCCAGGAUGCUGCAAUCAGGUGAAGACCCGCUGUUCAUUGCGCGGCGGAUGGUCGUCAUUGCGUCUGAGGACGUCGGUCUAGCCGAUAGCACAUUACUGUCGCUGGCAACAUCUGCAUAUACGGCAACCCAGCAAAUCGGCAUGCCAGAAGCUCGCAUCCCGCUUGCUCAUUGUGCAGUGGCUCUCGCACUGGCACCUAAAAGCACACGGGCAUACCGUGGGUUAAACAAUGCGUACGCGGCAUUAAGGGAACCUGGCGUCGCAUCGCUGCCGAUUCCUGUACAUCUCCGCAACGCACCCACUCGGCUGAUGAAAGAUAUGGGCUACGGAAAGGAGUAUAAAUAUAAUCCAAACUAUUUGGAUGGACGGGUGAAACAGGACUACCUUCCGGACCAGCUACUGGAUCGCACAUUUUUGGAAACCCGAGACUUGGGAACUGCAAUAGACCCGGAUUUGGAGUAA